Molecule: messenger RNA, 129 nt
Organism: Lymnaea stagnalis (great pond snail)
Lineage: Eukaryota; Metazoa; Mollusca; Gastropoda; Lymnaeidae
Source: the annotation of a GenBank genome assembly
AGAACCAUCUUCACGAGCCAGCAGCUCGAGCAUCUGGAGCGAGCGUUCAACGAGGCCCGUUACCCGGAUGUGUAUGCACGUGAGCUGUUAUCAGCUAGGACGGACCUCCCUGAGGAUCGCAUACAGGUA